AUGGACAUCGAAGACUCGCAGACUUGGAAGAGUGUAGGGAGAAGCGAUUUUGAUAUCUAUGUCCAAGGUGAGCCUAAGGUGCAGAACUUUGACAUAAAGAAAGCAGCUGGAGGGAAAUCUUACAUUGCGGUCGAGAAGCAAUAUAUUGUUCCUGUCACUAGAAACUUCCUUGAGAUUCAUCUCUUCUGGGCUGGCAAGGGCACUUGUUGCAUACCUACUAGAGGCUACUACGGGCCUAUGAUCUCUGCUUUGAGUGCAACUCCAAGUUUCAAACCUAUAUCACAUAAAGCGACACAGACAAAGCGUCUAGGUGUAACUGUUGGAGUUGUGGUUGGGGCAACAACUUUAGAACUAGUAGUGCUUUCUGGACUCUACAUCUGGAGGCAGAAAACAAGAAAACCAUCAUCGAAGAAACAUGAGCUAUACAGAAUUGCUGGAAGAUCUAGUAUAUUCAAUUACAGCUAUGGAGAACUAAGGAUGGCUAGUGAUAAUUUUAAUCCCACUAACCUUCUUGGUGAAGGAGGAUAUGGAUCAGUUUAUAAGGCUAAACUGACCGAUGGGAGCAUGGUGGCAGUAAAACAACUAUCUGAAACAUCUCGUCAAGGGAAGACGCAAUUCAUAGCUGAAAUAGAAACUAUUUCACAAGUGCAACACCGAAGUGGGAGAUUGAACCUAGAUUGGACAACACUCUUCGAGAUAUGUUUAGGCAUUGCAAGAGGUCUAGCUUAUCUACAUGAAGAGUCUAGCAUUCGUGUUGUGCAUAGGGACAUAAAGGCCAAUAAUGUAUUACUUGACUCCAAUCUAAACCCUAAGAUCUCAUAUUUUGGGCUCGCCAGACUUUAUGAUGAUAAGAAGACACAUGUUAGCACAAAAGUUGCUGGUACUUUUGGUUAUCUUGCACCUGAGUACGCCAUGAGAGGUCAUAUGACUGAGAAAGUUGAUGUGUUUGCUUUUGGUGUCGUCAUAUUGGAAACGAUAGCUGGAAAGCCAAACUAUGAUGACAGGCUUGACGAAGACAUGGCUUAUCUUUUAGAAUGGGUAAGGACACUAUAA
This is a messenger RNA of Miscanthus lutarioriparius, 1053 nucleotides long. The record is from the annotation of a GenBank genome assembly. Lineage: Eukaryota; Viridiplantae; Streptophyta; Magnoliopsida; Poales; Poaceae.